Molecule: messenger RNA, 5075 nt
Organism: Bubalus bubalis (water buffalo)
Lineage: Eukaryota; Metazoa; Chordata; Mammalia; Artiodactyla; Bovidae
Product: homeobox protein MSX-3-like
Exons: 3
Coding region: 1460-2560 (366 amino acids)
Biological process (GO): regulation of transcription by RNA polymerase II; embryonic morphogenesis
Cellular component (GO): nucleus
Molecular function (GO): DNA-binding transcription factor activity, RNA polymerase II-specific; RNA polymerase II transcription regulatory region sequence-specific DNA binding
Source: RefSeq, a predicted model, not a curated record
CUUCUCACGCCCGCCACCCCAGCCACCUCCCAUCCCAGGGCCCAGUGGGGCUGGAGAGGCCACUGUGCCGGAGCCUGUUCGAGCUCAGUGCUGCGGUCUGGGCUUUGACGUCCACGCCCAGGGGAUCUCGUCCAUCCUCUAACCCCCUCUGGAGCCAGGCCAGGCAGGAGCCUGGUCAGCACUGGCUCGCCUUGCUGGGAGGGAGACACACCAGUCCAGAUGCCUCCUGGGAGACCUCCUGAAGGUCGGCACCGGUCCCUGGCCCCACAGUCCCAUCCCACCUCAGACCACCUAGACACAGCCCAGGCCCCACGUCAUCCACCCAGACGCCACCUCUGGGCCAUCCUGAGAGGACAUGGGGCAGGCCCAGGCAGCUGGCUGUUAUCCUCAUUAAAGUUCUUUUUCAAAGGCUCCAGUGAGCGGCCUGCUAAAGAUAAACUAUCAGGAGAGAGGCCUUCAAAGAAAGUGCUUUAAUGAUGCAAUUAUCUUCAAUCAACUCAGAACAUCUUUAUUACAUUAGAAAAGGGCGAUUUAUCUCGGAAUGCAGAAAGAGCUGGUCUAGCCUCAGACACAGGCCUGGCAGGAGGGCUCUGAGGGCCCCUUUCAGUCUUGCUUCUAAAUUUGCAUGGUGAGAAACUUCCUGAGUGAAUUUCUCUAGCUUAACUGGACAAAGCAUCAUCCAAAACUAGUUUUCAUUAAACAACUUUGCUUUUUCAAAAAUUAAUAUUUAGUCGAUUUUCUUUGCUGCUUCUGCGUUCAGGGAUAUUACUCUGACAUGAAAUCGUUACUGGCAAACCAAUCUCCUGAUUUAUUCUAAAAUGCGUGCGGGGUUUCUUCCCUUGGCGGAGAGACUGCAGAGCGGUGCCUCGUUUGCAGCACUCAAGAAGGUUUCCAAACCAAAGAUCCGUUCAGUUUCGAUACGUGCUAAUCUCUGUCGCACCUUCGCUCCUUCUUCGAACCCGGUCCGGGAUCCCUCUCCACCUGGUCGCGGCGUCUCGGAAGCAGCUCGGCGGUCUGGCCGGGGUCUGUCCGAACUGGCGUCGCAGGGCUUUUCCCAGGUCCCAGGGCCCGGGUUUCCCGAGGAUUCGGCCCAGCAAGUGCGGAGCGGGAGAGGCUGACACCCAGUGACCGACCUCGGGACCGACGGCCCGAGGCCCCUUCUUGUGUCCCAGGCCCCGUGUCGUAGGCGCUUGAGACGUGGGAGCCUCGGCCUCCCCCGCGGCCCCGGGGCCUGCCCUGGGACCUUCGCCGCGCCCCACCGGCCGCUCCCGGGGCCAAGCUGUGGGACGCCAGGGAGAGCGCCCGCCAGCUACGGGCGCCUGGAAAGCCACCCAGGCUCAGGGCGCCGUGGCCCGACUUCCAAGCGACGGAAGCAGAGUCUCCAGUCCAGGUGCAAGGUCGGCCAAAAGUGGCCCCCAGGGUUUGGAGACAGCGCCUGGACCACGGCAGGCACGAGCCGAUGGCUCCGGCUCCGGGCUGUGGCGCAGCGGGACGAGCCGCCGGCGGGCGAGGACACUGCGGGAGGCGCCCGGACCGAAGCUCAACCCCGUUGCGCCCACUGCGGGCUCCUCUACGCGAGGAGGCUGGGGCCAGCGCCUCAUGCUCCCCGGUGUCCCAGCCGCAUCCCAGCCCGGCCACAGCGGGUUCUAGGAAACCGACGGGGUGCGCCAGGCUGGCCGGGGCUGGGACGCACAGGGCUCCCAGUCCAGGGCUCGGCCGGCGGCCCCGCCCCUCCUUGCCCGUCCCCUCCUCCCGGAUCAGCGAAACCAAUGGGCGUCUGAACCCACGCGGCAGCCACUGCGGCGAUUGGACAGCUGGGUAUGAAAGGGGCGCCGCUUUUUAUAAAAAGGGCGCCGGGGGAGGGGGCGCCACCGAGUCCCCGGCAGUCUCGCUGCGUGCUACCCUCACGUUGCGCCCGCCGGGCUCCGCUAGCCCAGCGCCCGCCCGUCAGCGCAUGGCCCCGGCUUUGCUCGGCAUGAACCCCGCUGGGCUCAGGACGUGGGACGGGGACCGUGCGAGGUUCGGCCCGCUGCCCUUCGGCGUCGAGUCGUUGCUGGAAGCCGAGCGCUGGCUGGGCUCGGAGCCCGUGCAACCCCAGAAGGAGAGGCCGCGGGGCGCCGCGGAACCCCGGGCCUGGUUCCCGCCGGCCGCCCCCUCGACCGCCCCACGCGUCCCCAGCCCUCCAGCCUGCGCCCUCGGGAAACAGAAGAGCAACCGCAAGCCGCGGACGCCCUUCACCGCCGCGCAGCUGCUGGCGCUGGAGCGUAGGUUCGGUCAGCAGCAGCACCUGUCCGUCGCCGAGCGCGCCGCAUUCUCCAGCAGCCUGAGUCUCUCCGAGACGCAGGUCAAGAUCUGGUUUCAGAACCUCCGGGCCAAGGCCAAGAGACUGCAGGAGGCCGAGCUGGAGAAGCUGAAGUUGACGGCCAGGCCGCUGCUGCCCCCGUCCUCCCCUCCCUUCCCGCUGGGCGCCCGCCUUCACGGCUCCGCCGCCGCCCCACCGCAGGUGCCCGGACUCCUCGCCGCGCCCGUGGCCGCCUACGGCCUGUAUUACCUGCCCUAGAGCCGGGAGACCCUGGGGCUGCGGGUCUGCUGGGCAGGAAGGGCGGGGCGGGGCGGGGCGGGGCCGGUGGACCUCGGUCCCCGGGAAGGAGCUGGGAUCCCGCCGGUUGCGCAGCGGGCGUCUGGGGUCCUCUUCUUGACUCAUUUUUAAGGUUUUUGUGUUUUGUUGUUAAUAGUGUUGUAACAGAUGCACAGACCUAUCUCUGGGUAUCUUACGGAUAUUUGAAAGCUUUUUACAAAGUCAUGUUUGUACAAAUUUUCCUGAAAAGCAGUGAACAUAGUUUUAUCGUGUCGAAAUGGACCGAAGUAGGGCUUCUCCUUGUGUACAAAACAGCCAGUAAAGCAUUUUGAGGCCCCGUCUCCAGCAGCCGCGGGCCCUGGGAACCUAGUAGGUUGUUUCUGGCUUCGGCGGCCGGAAGCCGAUUCCGAGCAAAGACAAGACAGAGAUAGUUUGGCGCCGGGCUUGCUAAAGAGAAACUUACCUGUUGCUUUCACAAACGAACUUUCUCAGCGUCGUGGCCGCUUGGAAACGUCCACGCGUAUUUUAGGGCAUUUUCCCCACGCUCAUUUAGUUUCUCUACUGCACCAGAGGCUAGGUGCUGUCUACGGGAACGUGUGUCAUGCGCAGGGCGCCCACGCUUCGGCCACCUGCCUCGGAGCCUCGGCAUUGGCGGAGCGCGGGCCUGGCGGGGCCGCUUGGCUUCCGCGAGGACGGAGCCGGAGGGGGCCGGCGGUGGGCGGGGUCAGGCGCAUCCCAGCAGGGCCGGCGAGGCCUGCGGUCAGGAACUUCCCAACCACUGCACGGCCUGGCUGGUGGCCGGAGACCUGAUCCUUAGCCUCCCACUGCCUUUGGACAACGUGCUGAGUUAGUUUAGGAAUCUGGAGCUCAGGCGCCAGGUGAGAAGACCAGCUGACCCUCGGAGCUGGAGAGGGGACCCGGGCUGCAGACCGCCUGGGCUGCGGGGGCCCACAGGGGAAGGAAUUCCCGGCCCUUCCCCCGCUGAGGACCGCAGAGUUGGGGUCCUGCCGCCUGGAGAAGAGGAAGGAGAUGGAGUUCUAUUGGACAGGCAGCAGGAAGCAAGGACGGCGAGGCAUUAACUUCUGCUUUUAGCUUCAUUCUCCCUGGGUUUCCUGGAAAAUGCAAAGUCAGGACUUGAGAGAGAAGCUAACCGAGUUCUUGAAGCACUGCUGCUGGAGAUGAAGGCGUGGUGAUGGGAGGAGGAGGAAAACACUACCGAGGUGAUACUUCAUCCCGAUAGGCUGGAAAGCUAAAAUGAUCACCUUGUAAAGAAUGAGGCCAUUUCUGCAUCACCUGAGACCACGUGCUUCUGGAUGCAGCCAGCAGCGGGCAAAGGCAGGUUCUCUUCUGGCCUCCCGGCCAGCGCUGCGCACGCCCUCAGCAGUGGUUCUGAGUGACCGCACCACACGUGUGUCCCUGGCGUGACAGUGCGUAAUGCUCCCCAGAUGGCCCAGAGCUCUGGAGCUCUCAUUUGACUUUUAAACAAGUGUUGUCUCAGUAACUAAAUACACAACUUUGCUAUUUCUGAUAUUCUGUAUGUUGUGCAUUUUCAUCAAUUAGACCGUUAGGAGAAAUAACCAUAAAACAAUUUAACCAGCGUGGCCCGUGAUGAUAAGAUGCAGAAUUUCAGAGGCAGUAAAACGUGGACAGGCAAUGUCUCAGCAUGUAUGAAGCAUGUGUUUUUAAAAAACACACCAAACAGUUGCAUUAUUCCUUUAAACAUUCAAGGAAUGAUGUCACUGUUUUUCCAGGUUGACUUUGAAAAUUUGUAGAAUGAGGAACCGCGUACUCAUGCCUACCCUCAGUGAGCCCCUGUGCCCACAGUGUGGGGUGGUGAAUGCUACAUCCAGAGGCCUGGGGGCAGUGCCCAGGACCUGAAGGAGGCAGGAUUAAUUUCCAUUAAAUGGAGCUGAAAUGAAACACAGCGAUAUACAUCACUCACUCUUCUCCUGCCUUACGGGCUGGCUAGAGCCUGCAGUGUGAGUGUGGACAGAAGUUUCCAGAAGGGCAUCUUUGUCUUACUCUUGCUUUUUAAAGCAAAUACUUUUAACAUUUCACCGUAAGCAUGAUGUGUGCAGGGGUUUUUCAGGUGCCCUACGUUUCCAGCUAGUUGAUAGGAUGUUUUAAUAUCAGUGAAGGUUGCACUUUGUUAAAUGCUUUUUCGGCAUAUAUUUGGGUGAUCAGUUGCUUCCCCCUUGAAUUUGUUAACAUGGUAAAUUACAGCGGAAAGUCCAGUUUCUCCCUAUCAUGUCCAAUACUUGUUUCUAUCUGACAUUUCGAUUGCAGCCAGCCGAGUGAAUGUGAAGCCUCAGGCUUUAAUCUGUGUUUACUAGUGACACCAUCUUCUCAUGUGCUCAUUUGCCAUUUAUAUAUUUUCUUUAGAAAAACAUCUGCUUAAGUCCCUUGCCUAGUUUUCAGUUGGGUUUUCUUUUGUGUUGAGUGUUUGUAAGCAUUCUUUAUAUGCUCAGGAUAGUAAAUCCUCAUCAGACACAGAAUU